GCGAAGUGGAGCGGCGCCGGCGGCCAGGGCGAGGGCCAGCCAGUGCCUGGGCCCGCGGCUUGGAGGUGUCUUUCUAGCUAGGAUUGGGGGUAGGGGUGGGCGCUGGCGACGCGAGAAGUUGUCGUGGUUCCCGGGGGAUACGGCCUGAGGGCGGGGCCUCAAGCGCAGAGAAGGGAAGGCGCCUCGGGGUAACGCUGGAGGCUGCGGCUCAGGCGAGAGGUGUCCGGGAGCCCCAGCCCGAUCUGUCCUGCCCAAUGGGCUCCGGGGAACCACCUCUACCCCCGGGAAGGUCAGGCCGGGGACCGCCGGCUCCGCCGCCGCAGAGAUGCCCACCUUGCCAAGAUGGCGACUCCCGGAGAGACACUCCCAAGGGGACAGCCAUGUUAGUGGCCUGACAAAGUCCCCAAAGAAAAUUGGAAAGCCCGCCUCUUCUCCGACACACACGAACAGGCACACGCACUAACACCUCCGCCGUGCAGCCCGUGUAAUUGGGGGCGGACGGCCGCUUCCACGCCGACACUGAGCAUGUGCAGUGUGGAGUCCAAGAAACGCGAGAGUCCCGCAGACGCAGUUUCAACACUUAGGGCUCCGGGACUGAGUUUAACAGAGGCAGCGGUUUCAGGGCCAGUGAAACCGUGACCUAUUUAUGGGGGUGUUAGGACAGGGCUUUCGUGCUCAGUGAUGGUUCUCUGUGGGGUGAGUGGCAGGGCUUCUCUGGAGUCACUCGAGGUGCGUGGAGUGACUGAGGUUUGUGGCCAGAGACGGUCAUCUGAGUGACUAUUAGAUGCGGGAAUGGAUGUUCCUUGAAGUGGAUGGUUUCUUGGAGUCUCUGCGGAGCCCCUGGGCCAGACCCCGCUGUGAAGGCUGCAGGAUCUUCCUUCCCACCAGAGCAGCUCUGGUUGAGUCCUCGGACCCACCUGGCCUCGGGCUCCCAGGAAGAGCAGAGUUGCCCCCAGGAGAGCCCGAGGGCUGAGGCCCAGCGGGAGGAUGCCCACCAACCGGAGCUCUCCCCAGUGGUCCCCAACCCGGACGGCAGUGGGACAUGGCAGCAUGUGUGAGGCAUCAGUGUCAUUUGAGGACGUGACCGUGGACUUCAGCAGGGAGGAGUGGCAGCACUUGGACCCUGCUCAGAGGCGCCUGUACCGGGAUGUGACCCUGGAGAACUACAGCCACCUGCGCUCCGUGGGGUACCACGUUCCCAAACCAGAGGUCAUCUGCAAGUUGGAGCAAGGAGAAGGGCCAUGGACGUUGGAGGAGGAAACCCCACAUCAGAGCUACUCAGAUGAGAAUAUUGGGCAAACUCAACAACAGAGAAUUUCUGGAGAAGUUUCAUUCCACUGUGAGAAAUUUGGCCAAUCUAUAGGAAAAGAUUCAUUAUGUUCCAUUUUAGAACUGUGGCAAGAUAAUGACCAGCUAGAGAGAUAUCAAGAAAAUGGAAAUAAUCCUUUAAGUCACAUGAAAGUAUUGAUUAAGGAGAGAGGCUACGAGUAUAAAAACAUCGAAAAAAUAAUUCAUGUGAGUAGCAGGCAUGUUCCUUCAAUUAAAAGACUCCGUAACUGUGACACAUUUGGAAAGAAUUUGAAGCAUACUUUAAACUUACAUAAUCAUAAUAAAAGCAAUGCAACAAAGAACUUUGAUAAGAUUUUUGAAAAUGGCAACAAUUUUGCCCAUAGUUCUUCCUCGACUAAGAACGAGAAUGCUGCUAAUACAAGAGCAAAUUCCUGUGAACUUAAUCGAUGUGAAAAACAUCUUGGCCAUAAACAAAUUCUCACCCACCAUCAGAAAAUUCAUACUGGAGAAAAACUUUAUGAAUGUGCUGAAUAUGUAAAGACCCUCACCCAGAAGUCACAUCUUUUUGAGCAUCAGAGAAUACAUGCUGGAGAAAAGUCCCAUGAAUGCAACAAAAGUGAGAACAUCUUCACUCAGAAGCCACAAAUUGAGGUGCCUCAAAGUGUUUAUACAAGAGAGAAACCCUUUAUAUGUGCUCAGUGUGGGAAGGCCUUUACUCUCAGGUCAAACCUCAUUACACAUCAGAAAAUUCAUACUGGGCAGAAACCCUAUAAAUGCAGUGAGUGUGGAAAAGCCUUUUUCCACAGAUCAUAUCUUUUUAGACAUAUGAGAAUUCAUACAGGAGAAAAACCUUAUGAGUGCAGUGAAUGUGGAAGAGGCUUCUCCCAGAAUUCUGACCUCAAUAUACAUCAGAAAACUCAUACUGGAGAGAAACACUAUGCAUGCAGUGAAUGCGGGAAAGCCUUUACAAGAAAAUCAGCACUCAGGAUGCAUCAGAGAAUUCACACAGGCGAGAAACCCUAUGUAUGCACUGAAUGUGGGAAGGCCUUCAUCCAGAAGUCCCAUUUCAAUACACAUCAGAGAAUUCAUACUGGAGAAAAACCUUAUGAAUGCAGCGACUGUGGGAAAUCAUUCAUUAAGAAAUCACAACUCCAUGUGCAUCAAAGAAUUCAUACAGGAGAAAAGCCUUACAUAUGUACAGAAUGUGGAAAGGUGUUCACUCACAGGACAAAUCUCACUACGCAUCAGAAAACUCAUACUGGAGAGAAACCGUAUAUGUGUGCCGAAUGUGGGAAGGCUUUCAGUGAUCAAUCAAAUCUCAUCAAACACCAGAAAACUCAUACCGGAGAGAAACCUUAUAAGUGCAACGGCUGUGGAAAGGCCUUCAUAUGGAAGUCACGCCUCAAGAUACAUCAGAAAUCUCACAUUGGAGAGAGACACUAUGAAUGCAAUGAAUGUGGGAAAGCCUUUAUCCAGAAAUCAACACUCAGCGUGCAUCAGAGAAUCCAUACAGGAGAGAAACCCUAUGCGUGUCCUGAAUGUGGGAAGGCCUUCAUCCAGAAAUCACAUUUCAUUGCGCAUCAUAGAAUUCAUACUGGAGAGAAGCCUUAUGAAUGCAGUGACUGUGGGAAGUGCUUCACGAAGAAGUCACAACUCCGUGUGCAUCAGAAAAUUCACACAGGAGAGAAACCCAAUAUAUGUGCUGAAUGUGGAAAGGCCUUCACUGAUAGGUCAAAUCUCAUAACACACCAGAAAAUCCAUACUAGAGAGAAACCCUAUAAAUGCAGUGAUUGUGGAAAAACCUUCACCUGGAAGUCACGUCUCACUAUCCAUCAGAAAUCUCAUACUGGAGAAAGACACUAUGAAUGCAGUAAAUGCGGGAAAGCUUUCAUCCAGAAAGCCACACUAAGUAUGCAUCAGAUAAUUCAUACAGGAAAGAAACCUUAUGCUUGUACAGAAUGUCAGAAGGCUUUCACUGACAGAUCAAAUCUCAUUAAACACCAGAAAACUCACAGUGGAGAAAAACUGUACAAAGCCAGUGAUGAAAACGCCUUCAGCUGGAAAUCACAACUAGAUCUGCACCAGCCAUCUCAUAGUGAGGACAAGGAGUGGCUGAUGCUGCUGCAAUCAUUGUGUAGGGGCACAUAGAGAUGACAGACUACAGACAGCAUAAGUGAACAGAAGGCAGACAAAGCCACGUAUCCUUUAGUCAGUUGGAAAUACAAGUACCUGCAUCACCACAGUUGAUGUGCAGUUAUAUGCAUAGGGAGAUGCUUUGAUAAAGCAUUUGAGCAAUAGCCCUGUUUGGUUUCAUGACUCACACAGGGACUCAAUCUCCUGGAAAUGGUAGAAAUAGACACACCAGGAGAUGACUUGUAAUUUCUUCUGUUUCACUUUUUGGAUAAAGGGCUUAAUAAAUUCAGCACUGAUUAUUUAUUCAUACUGUAGGUAGUAAAUGUACUCGAUACUGGCCUUUUUUUUUUUUUUUUAAUUUCUAGGGUGAGAAGAAGAGCAUUCACUGUCCAAACACCUCCAGGGCACUGAAGUUAAGGCAAAAAUCUAUUUGGGAACGUAGAUCUGUGAGUAGAAGCCAGACGUUUCUGUGGUCAUUAACAUUUAAGACACAGAAAAGGUUGCCAGGAGGAACCACUCUUUCUCUUCCCUUUGAGGAGCCGCCAUGGUAUAUUUUUUUUAAUGAAGUAGAAUUUUUAAACUUAAAAGUCUGACUUUAUGCAUUGGCAAAGUAAGCAUAGCUCUAGCCGAUGUUACAGGAAUAUAGUUAUGAAAUGUAACACACACCCAAAGGUGGCAGUUCUUCCCUCAUUGAUUCCAUGCUGUGGCAGCAGGUGAUUCACACUUGAAAAUAGUAGGCCUACCUUCUAGCCUGUACUCCAAAAGCUAUCAUUUAUGUAAGCUGCAGACCAUCAACUUCUUAUCCCCUUAAUAGCUGAUCCUAGCAAAGUCCACAGCACUUUGGACUUCCAUUCUCGUCCACUGAAGCUUCUGCUCUCUCUGGGAUUCCUGUUUGAAAAAGAAUAGUUAAGAAAUUGAGUUUCAGGAGUUCCCGUCGUGGUGCAAUGGUUAACGAAUCCGACUAGGAACCAUGAGGUUGUGGGUUCGGUCCCUGCCCUUGCUCAGUGGGUUGACGAUCCCGCAUUGCUGUGGCUCUGGUGUAGGCCAGUGGCUACAGCUCCGAUUUGACCCCUAGCCUGGGAACCUCCAUAUGCCGCAGGAGCGGCCCAAGAAAUAGCAAAAAGACAACAAAAAAAAAAAAAAAAGAAAGAAAAAAAAAGAGAAAGAAAGAAAUUGAGUUUCAAUAUAUAAAAUUUUGAUUGUUUCUCUUCCCAUUUAGUUAAUUCGAUACAUUCAUUUUCUACAUGCACAUUCAGAGUAAUUCUGUGUAGAUUGCUAUGAGAUAAAGUCUUGUUGCAUUGUAGUUGGUUUGGCUAAGAUACGAUUAUAGUUUAUUAUAGUUGAAUAACUGGAAGACAUCUCCAGAAAGAGCACUGCUUUUUUCAAAGCACUGGUAGACAGACACUUUCUCAUUUUACCUUGAAUAUUUUUUUUACAAUACUCAUUACAGGCUCUAUUUCUAGCACGUAAUUUUAUUUUGUUUUUAAACCUUUUUAUUAAAGUAAAUUCAUACAGAAAAUGCAUAUAUCAUAAGCAUACAACUCAAUGAAUUCUCACAAACUGAGCAUACUCAGAUCAAGAACGUGAUGAGCACCCCAGAAAAACUCCUUGUGCUCCCUUCCAGGCUUUACUUGCCCUCCUCCCCACCCCCAGAUAAACACUACCCUGACCUAGUUUUGUCUGCUUGAUAGUUUAUAUGAAUGGAAUCAAAAAUUAUAUUUCAUAUUUUAGUAAUACCACUUAAGUGUCUAUCUUCUUUCAUUCACAUUUUAAAUGUGAGAGUUGUCCUUAUUGUUGAAUGUAGUUGUAGAUGACUCAUUGUCAUGUUAUAUUCUAUUCUGUGAAUGUUCUACAAUAUAUUUUUCCAUUCUCUCGUUGAUGGACAUCUGUGUUGUUUGCAGCUUGGGGCUAUUAGGUGCUGCUAUAAAUACUUAAGGACAUCGAUGGGCGAGCAUAUUUAUGAACUUCCGUUAGGUAUAUAUUUAGGAGUUGAACUGCUAGGUCAUAUGGUAUCAUCCAUCUGCUCAGCUUUAGUUUAUCAAGCCAGUUUUCUAAAGUGGCUGCACCACUGUGCACUCCCCCGCCAGCACAGUAUACGAGUUCUAGUUGCCCCACAUCCUUGUCAACACUUGGUAGUUUCCAUCUUUUUCACUGUAGCCAUUAUGGGUGGGUGUGGUUUUAAUUUUUAUUUCCUCAUCUUCCAGCCGCUCCAUAGUAUCUCCCCAAGACAGUUGACCGAUAGAUCUGAAACCCAGGCAUAGCCCUCGCAUGACUGCACCAUUUAACAUCCCAAUUAGGCAAUUAGGAAGCUUUAAUCCUGCAAAACGAAAAAGCCUAAAGUUUGAUGGUUUCAUGGGUUAAUUUCAUUAACAAUUUAAAGAGAAAUAGUAUCCACACUCCACAAAAUCUUUCAGGAGAUAGAAGAGGAACACUUGCCAACUCUAUGAAGCCAAUUAUUACCCUGAUACUUAGGCCCCCCCCCAAAAAAAAAUCACAAGAGAAGAAAUGACAGACUAACAUUCCUUGUGAAUACAGAUGUGAAAAUCCUUAACAAAAUAUAAGCAAAUUGAUGGAGUUCCCGUCAUGGCGCAGUGGUUAGCGAAUCUGACUAGGAACCAUGUGGUUGCGGGUUCAAUCCCUGGCCUCGCUCAGUGGGUUAAGGAUCUGGCGUUGCCGUGAGCUGUGGUGUAGGUCGAAGACGCGGCUCGGAUCCUGCGUGGCUGUGGCUCUGGCGUAGGCCGGCAGCUACAGCUCCAAUUCGACCCCUAACCUGGGAACCUCCAUAUGCUGCGGGAGUGGCCCUAGAAAAGGCAAAAAGACAAAAAAAGAAAUAAAUAAAUUAAAUAAAUAAAUAAACAAACAAAAUAUAAGCAAAUUGAAUCCAGCAACAGAUAAAAGGAUUAUUCAUCAUGACCAAGUGGGGUUUAUUUCCCUGAUGCAAGACUGCUUCGACAUUCAAAAAUCAGUCAGUGUAGGAGUUCCCAUUAUGACACAGCCAGAUAGGGAUCUGGCAUUGUCUCUGCAUUGGCUCCGGUCACUGCUGAGGCACAGGUUAGAUCCCCUGCCUGGCAGGGUGGGUUAAGGAUCCAGCAUUGCUGCACCUGUGGCAUAGGUCACAGCUGCAGCUAGGAUUCAAUCUCUGGCCCGGAAACUUCCCAUAUGCCAUGGAUGUGGCAAAAAAAGAAAAAAUCAGUAAAUGAAAUCUAAAUCACAUGAUCUACAGAUUCAAUACAACUUUAUCAAAUUUCCAUCAUUUUUCCCAGAAAUUAAUAAGCUAAUCCUAAAAUUUAUAUAGAAAUAGAAAAGACCAAGAAUAGCAAAAAGAAAUUUGCCAAAAAGCUAAGUGGGUGGACAGUCACCUCCCAAUUUCAAAAUUAUAGGAGUUCCCAUUGUGGCACAGUGGUUAACGAAUCCGACUAGAAACCAUGAGGUGUCGAGUUCGGUCCCUGGCCUUGCUCAGUGGGUUAAGGAUCUGGCGUUGCCGUGAGCAGUGGUGUAGGUUGCAGAUGCGGCUCGGUCCCGCGUUGCUGUGGCUCGGGCGUAGGGCGGCAGCUACAGCUCCGAUUCGACCCCUAGCCUGGGAACCUCCAUAUGCCGCGGAAGUGGCCCUAGAAAUGGCAAAAAGACAAAAGAAUUAUUAUAAAACUACACUAAUCAAGGAGUUCCCAUUGUGGCUCAGUGGUAAUGAAACCAAAUAGUAUCCAUGAGGACUCAGGUUCAAUCCCUGGCCUUGCUCAGUGGGUUAAGGAUUUGGCAUUGCUAUGAGCUGUGGUGUAGGUCCCAGAUUCAACUCGGACCUGGUGUUGCUGUGGCUGUGGUGUAGGCUGGCAGUUACAGCUCUAAUUCAACCUCUAGCCUGGGAACUUCCAUAUGCCGUGGGUGUGGCCCUAAAAAAAACCCCUACACUAAUCAAGACAGUAUGGUAUGGCAUGGAGAUAUAGCCAUGGAUCAAUGAAAUAGAGAGUCCAGGAAUAAACACUGGUACUUAUGAUAAAUAUAAUUUUUACAUAAGUGUGAAGGCAAUUCAUCAAGGAAAGAAAAGUUUAACAUUUGGCGCAGGAAUAAUUGCAUAUCCACAUACAAAAAGAAGAAUUUAAAUUUAAUAUGCUGCACUAAAAAUUAACUCAAAAUGGAUCAGAGACAUAAAAAUAAAAGGUAAAAUAGGAGUUCCCUUUGUGCUCAGUGGGUUAAGGACCCAAUACUGCCUCUGUGAGGAUGCGGAUUUGAUCCCUGGCCUCACCCAGUCGGUUAAGGAUCUGGUGUUGCCACAAGCUGUAGUUUGUAGAUACAGCUCAAAUCUGGUAUUGCCAUGGCUGUGGCACAGGCUGGCAGCUGCAGCUCCUAUUAGACCCCUAGCCCAAGAACUUACAUAUGCUGCAGGUGCAGCCAUAAAAAGAAUAAAAAAGCUAAAAUAAAAGUCUUAGCAGACAGCAUAGGAGAAAAAUCUCUAUGACCUUUUAUUAGGCAAGGUAUAUAGGACAACAGGAGCAUGACCCAUAAAGAAAAAAUGAUAAAUUAGACUUCAUAAAAACUAAAAAGAUGUUAAGCUUCAAAAAGAUACCAUUAACAGAAGUCUUCCUGUGGCACAGCAGGUUAAGGAUCUCUUGUUGCUGCAGUUGCGAUGCAAGCUCUAGCUGUGGUGUGGAUUCCAUCCAGGAAUUUCUGCCUGUCAUGGGUGCAGCCAAAAAAAAAAAAAUGCUUUUAAGAAAAAUGAAAAGGUGAUUCACAGACUGGGAGAAAACAUUUGUAAAUCAUAUAUCUGAUAAAGGGCUUGUAUCCAGAAUAUAUAAAGAACUCAUAACUUGAUAAAAGGAAGGCAAGCCACCCAGUUUAAAAUGAGGCAGAAGAAAAAAAAUUAGGUAGAAGAUUUGAAGAGAUAUUUUACCCCAAAAAUAUAUACAAAUAAGCACAUGAAGAGAUGCUCAACAUCAUUCAUUAGUCAUUAGGGAAAUUCUAACUGAAACCACAACGAAAUACCACUGUAUACGUACUAAGGGGCCGUGAUAAAAAGACAAUUGAAUGUUGGCAAGGAUAUGGAGAGUCAGGAACAUUCCUGCAUUUCUGGUGUGACUACAUUCAAAUGGUACAGCCACUUUGGAAAAGUUUGGCAGUUUCUUAAAAAGUUGAUCAUAAAUUUACCAGAGGACCCAGCAGUGCCACUCCUAUUAUCUCUCCAAAAGAUAUGUAACAUGUGUUCACACAAACACUUGCAUCUGAAUAUUCAUAACAGCAUUAUUCAUACAAAACAAAAAGUGGAGACAGUCUAAAUGCCCAUCACCUGGCAAGCAGAUAAACGAGAUGCGGUGUAUUAAGCAAUAAAAGCACAAACACUAAUUAAUACUACCCCAUAGAUGAACUUCGAAAAUAUGCUAAGGGAAAGAAGUGAGACACAAACGAUCUCAUAUCAUAUUUGCAUAUUAUGUUUGUAUGAAAUAUCCACAAAAGUAAAAUCUAUAGCCAUCUGUAGAUUAGUGGUUGUCUGGGGGUGAGAAUGGGAAUUGUCAUUAACUGUUAAUUAGUACAAGAGACCUGAUUGGGGUGAUUAAAAUGUUCUAGAACUCGAUUGUGGUGAUGGGUGUACAACUAGGUAAAUUUAAUAAAGCUCACUGAGGUGAUCCUUAAUUCCAUUCCUGCUGAAGCAUCUGGAGUCCUUGCCAUAACAUCUGUUGCCACCUAUAUCUGGAAUGAAGGGUUGUCUUGGAACCUGUUAUACAGCUGAGAAUAAACUUUUGUUUAAAAAAAAGAUCAUUGAACUAUACAAUUUAAAUAUGGAACCUAAAUUGGAUCUCAAUAAAGUUUCUUUUUCAGAGUU
Messenger RNA from Sus scrofa (pig), 9235 nucleotides. RefSeq names its product zinc finger protein 41 (gene ZNF41). Gene Ontology annotation, biological process: regulation of DNA-templated transcription. NCBI's taxonomy places the organism in Eukaryota, Metazoa, Chordata, Mammalia, Artiodactyla, Suidae. The record is from RefSeq and is a predicted model, not a curated record.